Molecule: messenger RNA, 3313 nt
Organism: Fundulus heteroclitus (mummichog)
Lineage: Eukaryota; Metazoa; Chordata; Actinopteri; Cyprinodontiformes; Fundulidae
Product: glutathione hydrolase 7
Exons: 17
Coding region: 828-2867 (679 amino acids)
Biological process (GO): glutathione catabolic process
Cellular component (GO): plasma membrane
Molecular function (GO): glutathione gamma-glutamate hydrolase
Source: RefSeq, a predicted model, not a curated record
AAAAACUAGAGAAAGUAACCAUAGACUCUGACAUUUGAGACUUUCUACGUCUUUCCCCAGUUUUCAGUUGGCGGCGGAGGACAAAUAGGCCAAAUUAGAUGGGAGGGUUCACAGCUGAGCAGGUUUAAGCACCUGCUAAGACCUGUUUAUCCACUCUUUCCAGUUCACCAAUACCGAUAGGGAGCCAGUCCAGGAUGGCUCAGGGGGCGAGUUUCCCCCUCUGGUUGCUGUAUUGAUAGAGAUGUGUGAAUAGCUGGAGGAUUUUCUGCCUUUUCAGGAACCCAGAUUUCAUCCGACAAUCCAGGCCGGAACUUCUUCCACUGAAGAAGCGAGCUUCGUGUCUGCGGACUCUCUCCGGUCGCUGUGAUGACUCCGUCCUCCUUCCUCACCUGUCCGGUUUAAAAGCCCCACAUAACGCCGCCUGGGAACGCUUCUGUACGAACAACAUGAAUUUCACCACAAAGGUGGAAGAAAAUGCACCAUCAUCGGAGCUACACGCGUGUGCUUUGGCCCGAUGAGGUGUUCCCCAGCCAGGUCCCAGCUGCAGCGAUCUUAAAGGCGCACACGAACCAGCAAAUCCCUGCAGGAGAACUGCGAGUUUAACCAGGAUAUAUAUAUUUAUAUAUAAAGGGGGGAGAGAAACUGCUGGAUCCGGAUUUGUUCUGCAUCGCAGCAAAACAUCAGCGGCACAUCAAAAAAAAGAGAACAACCCCACGUUUGUCGUUUUUUUCUUCGCUCGCGUUUUUUUCAGCAGCCAUGGGUUUCCGGGCCUAUAAUUGAAAGCUUGAGGAAGCAGACGUGAGAAGAGGAUCCCCCCCCUGCAAGUCAUGCACAACAGCCCUGCUCCAGAGGCCGUGGCAGCCUACCACGGCGGCAGCCCGGCCGAUAAGGAUGCCAACCCAGAGACAACCUUGGGGAGCGCCUACUCUCCGGUGGACUACAUGAGCAUCACCAGCUUCCCCAGGCUGCCAGAGGACGAUGGCGUGUCUGGAGAAAACACCCUGAAGUCCCGCAGAGAGGACGACAACGUCCUGAGUGAGCAAGACACAGACCCAGAUCUGUUCCUGAAGUCGGCUCGCCUGCAGCGUCUCCCCUCCUCGGCUUCCGACUUGGCCAGCCAUGACGUUGCCUCCCUGCGGGAGACCACCGUUGACCCUUUCACCGAGGACUGCGCCUGUCAGCGGGACGGGCUGACCGUCAUAAUCACGGCCUGUCUCACCUUCGCCACAGGGGUCACCGUGGCCCUCAUCAUGCAGAUCUACUUUGGCGAUCCACAGGUCUUUAACCAGGGGGCGGUGGUGACGGAUGUGGCUCAGUGCACAUCUCUCGGGUUUGACGUUUUGGGAAAGCAGGGGUCCAGUGUGGAUGCUGCCAUCGCUGCCGCUCUCUGUUUGGGAAUUGUCCACCCUCACACCUCUGGCCUUGGGGGUGGUGGCGUUAUGUUGGUGCACGACAUCCGUAAGAACGAGACCCGAGUGAUUGACUUCAGAGAGACGGCACCGUCUGCCAUCAGCGAGGACAUUCUGCUCACAAACCUCGACCUUAACUCAGGGUUGUUGGUGGGAGUCCCAGGGAUGCUCAGUGGGAUGCAUCAGGCUCACCAGCUCUACGGCAGGUUACCGUGGAAGGAUGUUGUUUCCAUGGCAGCAGAUGUAGCCAGAAAUGGAUUCAACGUUACUCAUGACUUAGCGGAAGCUCUGGAUAAAGUGAAGAAUCAGAAUGUGUCAGAUGCAUUUCGGGAUUUGUUCCUCCCCAACGGUCAGGCUCCUCUUUCCGGACUGUUCACUCAGCGGCCCGAUUUAGCUGCCAUUUUGGAUGCCGUGGCAGAUAAAGGAAUAUCAGAGUUCUACACUGGGGACCGGGCACGGGAAAUGGUGGAAGCAGUGCAAGCAAGAGGCGGCGUGCUCACAGAGGAAGACUUCGCAAACUACAGCACUGUCAUCCAAAAGCCAGCGGAAAUCACCUAUCAAGGACAUCAUGUCAUGGCCGCCCCAGCGCCGCAUGCAGGGGUUGGAUUGAUCACUGCGCUCAACAUCCUUGAAGGCUACAACAUUACCAGCCAAGUACCCAGAAAUGGCACUUACCACUGGAUCGCAGAGGCUGUGAAGAUAGCAUUGGCCCUCGCCAGUGGGCUGGGAGACCCUAUGUUUAACACUUCGGUCUCAGAGACGGUUGAUAAGAUGCUGAGUAAACCGCAGGCUUCCCUACUCCGGCAGAUGAUCAGCGACUCCCAAGCGUUCCCUGUCAGCCAUUACACUACAUCCUUUUCGAUGGAGGACGGUGCAGCAGCUGCACAGGUCAUGGUUAUGGGCCCAGACGAUCACAUUGUUUCAGUUGUGAGCUCCCUAAAUAAACCGUUUGGCAGUGGGAUAGUGACUUCUUCAGGAAUACUUCUGAAUAGCCAGAUCCUCGACUUUUCUUGGCCUAAUAAGACCCUGAGCUCAUUACCUAACCCUUAUAACAGCAUUCAGGCCGGGAAAAGGCCCAUGUCCUUCCUGAUGCCCACAGCGGUGAGACCAGCUGUGGGGCUAUGCGGCACGUACGUAGCCGUUGGAUCUUCCAACGGAGAGAAAGCUCUGAGCGGCAUCACACAGGUACUGAUGAAUGUUCUCUCUUCACGCAAAAACAUGAGUGACAGUUUAGCCUUUGGGAGACUCCACCCACAGCUGGAGCCCAACACACUCCUGGUGGACGCCGAGUUUUUAGAGGACGACGUGGAGCUGCUCCAGGAAAAAGGACACAAAGUCGAACGGAUGGACGUUCUCUCCUUGGUGGAGGGCACGCGGAGAACCAAUGAUCUCAUCAUCGGGGUGAAAGAUCCCCGUAGUGCCGACGCUUCCGCCCUCACUAUGUCCAACAUGCCUUAGUGCAUUGCUUGUUUCAGUAUCCAGAUAUGAAUGUAACGGUAAGAGAAGGUUUUUAACAAGGAAGGAAAUGAGGCUAGUGAACAAAUACAACACCAAACUAAUCCACUCUGCAAACAUCUAGCAGCAAGAACACACGCAGGUGUCUGUCAACUAACAUGGUUGGAAGCAGAUCGUCUUUCAGAAUGCUAACAAAGUACAAAUUAGCUCCACUCUAAUGUUGUUAAUAAUGACACCUACUGUCACAGCCUCAAGUACCGUCCACUCACAGAGUACACAUCCUGUAAAGGUGCACAUCCAUCCCAGAAAUAGCUUAAAAGUCAGCUGCUUGUGUUAUGUACAUGUUGAGUUUAUUACUGAUUUAAUGUGAUGCAUUCCAUGGGAGGGAAAACAGAAGGAUGAAAAGGAAACUGUUUUUUUUUUUUUACGUCUUAAGUUUCCGAGUUUUG